This is a messenger RNA of Magnolia sinica, 743 nucleotides long. RefSeq names its product probable calcium-binding protein CML13. Gene Ontology annotation, molecular function: calcium ion binding. Gene Ontology annotation, cellular component: myosin II complex. Lineage: Eukaryota; Viridiplantae; Streptophyta; Magnoliopsida; Magnoliales; Magnoliaceae. The transcript has a single exon. Bases 37 to 480 code for a protein of 147 amino acids. The record is from RefSeq and is a predicted model, not a curated record.
AUCCCCCAGGCAUUUCAGAGAGAGAGAGAGAGAGAGAUGGGGAAAGAGCUGAGCGACGAUCAGGUGGCAUCGAUGAAAGAGGCCUUCUCUCUGUUCGACACGGACGGUGAUGGGCGCAUCGCCCCAUCGGAGCUAGGAAUCUUGAUGCGUUCGUUGGGCGGGAACCCCACCCAGGCCCAGCUGAAGGGAAUCGUGGCCCAGGAAAACCUCACAUCCCCCUUCGACUUCCCUCGAUUCCUUGACCUCAUGAAGAAGCAUCUCAAACCUGAGCCGUUCGAUCGCCAGCUCCGCGACGCUUUUAAGGUCCUCGACAAGGACUCCACCGGCUCCGUCUCCGUCCCCGAUCUCCGCCACGUCCUCACCAGCAUCGGCGAGAAGCUCGAACCCUCGGAGUUCGACGAGUGGAUCCGCGAGGUUGAGGUCGGCCCUGAUGGACGGAUCAGAUACGAGGAUUUCAUCGCGCGGAUGGUCGCCAAGUGAGCUACCCGGUUGGAUGCCCUAAUCCUCCGUAGAUGGUAUGCUUUUUGUUGUUCUUCUUUUCUUUAUUUCCUUUUUUUUUUUUGGGGUAGGGUUUGAUGGAUUUUUGGAUCCGCUGGUUACUGUUGGAUUCAAUGGGGAAUCGCAGUUUGUUAGGGUUUGUGUUCGUGUUUAUAUGUGAAUGGUAUUGUGUUUGGUUUGAAUGGUAUGCGUCUGAUUAUUGAGAAAUUCGUGGAUGCAAUGAAUCAAAUCUUUCGCUUUCUAUA